GGUGGGGGAGCUGGUAUCGGAGGACAAGGGGGUGAGGUAGAGACUGCGCACACAACCCAGAGGAGAGGAAAAACCCGGACUCCUUAGAAUUGCACACCAGAUACAACGCAAGCAACGACUUAGUCACACUAAAUAGAUUUUGCUAGGGCCAAAAGUAUAAAUAACAAGGCAGAAAAGAAUAUCAAACAACUUGCAGCAGUUUGCACCUAGAGAAAGGCAGGAAGAACCCACCACAAACAAACCAACCCAAUCCCAACAACGCCUCCAGUAGGAAGCCAGGAAAACUGCUACGACACAACCCCCUGAGAAGAGAGGAGACUAGCACGCUGCGACAGCGGGGCGGCUGCAAACCUCAGAGUGCGCUGCGGCCUGAGCUGUACUUCGCCGCUCUCCCGGCAUUAAUUACAUCCUUCACUUUCCUUUUGGGGGAGGGUAAGGAAGGCAUCACCUACGCUGAGUGAAGGCAUCCAACCAUCGAGGAAGAAGUUUCAGAAUGAACCACUGAAUGUUUUGUUCUUUUUUUAAAUUUACUUUGGCACUUAUAAGACUUCAUUUCCAGAUAUUUGGGCAAUCGUGGCUGCUGCGGACAUCUAAGCCUAGCCUCUUGGUAACCUAAUUUUUUUUCUCUCUCUCUCUCACUAUUUCAUCCAUCUCUCCCGCACAAGGAGAGAUUGGUCUUUAUUUUUGCAGGUACUUUUCCCCCAAAAUAAUAUUCUUUCUAAUUUUCUGCGGAAGAAAAAAAAUUCCAAAGAGGGAAAAGAAAAGGCCAGCCGGCUAUAUCAUCAGCCGGUCAGCCCAGGUGGAAAGCAAGAGUGAAAUUGGGGCUUCAGGGGGAACGCACCGCCUUUCCACAGCCGCAGGGCCACCACCAGUGCGUGAGCCUUGGAUCCCUCAACGUAUUGCGAGACGCCGGUGUACAGCCCGGACCUGUGCCCCAACAUGAUCGCCGCUCAGGCCAAGCUGGUUUACCAGCUCAAUAAAUACUACACCGAGCGCUGCCAGGCGCGCAAGGCUGCGAUCGCCAAGACCAUCCGAGAAGUCUGCAAGGUAGUGUCGGAUGUGCUGAAGGAAGUGGAGGUGCAAGAGCCGCGCUUCAUCAGCUCUCUGAGCGAGAUUGACGCCCGCUACGAGGGGCUGGAGGUCAUCUCGCCCACCGAGUUCGAGGUGGUACUCUACCUCAACCAGAUGGGAGUCUUCAACUUCGUGGACGACGGAUCUCUGCCCGGCUGUGCGGUGCUCAAACUAAGCGACGGGCGGAAGCGGAGCAUGUCUCUUUGGGUCGAGUUCAUCACAGCGUCUGGCUACCUCUCUGCACGCAAGAUCCGCUCGCGGUUCCAGACACUGGUAGCCCAGGCGGUGGACAAGUGCAGCUACCGGGACGUGGUCAAAAUGAUCGCCGACACUAGUGAGGUCAAGUUGCGCAUCAGGGAGCGCUACGUGGUGCAAAUCACCCCAGCGUUCAAGUGCACCGGGAUCUGGCCUCGCAGCGCGGCACAGUGGCCUAUGCCCCACAUCCCCUGGCCCGGCCCCAAUCGGGUGGCGGAGGUCAAGGCCGAAGGGUUCAACUUGCUCUCCAAGGAGUGCUACUCGCUGACUGGCAAGCAGAGCUCCGCAGAAAGCGACGCCUGGGUGCUGCAGUUCGGUGAGGCGGAGAACCGCUUGCUCAUGGGCGGCUGCAGAAACAAGUGCCUCUCGGUGCUGAAGACGCUGCGGGACCGCCACCUGGAGCUGCCUGGCCAGCCGCUCAAUAACUACCACAUGAAGACGCUGCUGCUGUACGAGUGCGAGAAACACCCGAGGGAAACGGACUGGGACGAGGCUUGCUUGGGCGACCGUCUGAAUGGCAUCCUGCUACAGCUCAUCUCCUGCCUGCAGUGCCGCCGCUGCCCUCACUACUUUUUGCCCAACCUCGACCUCUUCCAGGGCAAGCCUCACUCGGCCCUGGAGAGCGCUGCCAAGCAGACCUGGAGAUUGGCCAGGGAAAUCCUCACCAAUCCCAAAAGCUUGGACAAACUAUAGAGUGCUGCCGACUGCGUGGAAAGCAACAUAAAUGGGCAUGCUCUCUCAGAGCACACAACAACAGCAAAAACUUUUAUGUAAAUCACCUGAAAGAACCGGAGUAGGCAGAAGACAUCCUAAUUAAGAAGCAAACAAAAGAGGGCAAACCAACCAAUCCCCCCAAAAUCACAUUCUUGAACAAAAAAUGAUCGUUUCCUUCCAAACAAUGUGAAUUUAAAGAUCGCACAAAAGAAGCAAUCCGGCUUUGCCAACACAAAAUGAAACCCAAGGUACAUUUUUCAAAUCAAUGUAUAGUAGCUUCCCCUCUUUUCCUUCUUUACACCCGCCCCUCCUUGUUUUGAGUUGCUUGAAUGAUUGUCACCAAGUGAAAAUAAUUAUUUAACUAUAUGUGAAAUUUCUUUUACAAAGUUUUAAUGAUGUGAAAUGUGUCUCAGUGCCAAUGUCAAUGUGCCCCUGCUUCCUCUUUUUGCACCUCUCCCCCACCCUAAAAUGUCUUGUUGAAACCAGUAAACCAGUAAUAAAAAUAUUACUUUACAUUGUAAUUGGCUGCUUGCGGAUUGUUCUUGAAUGAAGGCAGAUGAGAUCACUUUCUAACUUACAAGAUGUGAAC
Molecule: messenger RNA, 2629 nt
Organism: Apodemus sylvaticus (European woodmouse)
Lineage: Eukaryota; Metazoa; Chordata; Mammalia; Rodentia; Muridae
Gene: Mab21l2
Product: mab-21 like 2
Exons: 1
Coding region: 940-2019 (359 amino acids)
Source: RefSeq, a predicted model, not a curated record